This is a messenger RNA of Salvia miltiorrhiza (redroot sage), 2487 nucleotides long. RefSeq names its product protein LAZY 1-like. Gene Ontology annotation, biological process: regulation of auxin polar transport; gravitropism. The transcript has 5 exons. The record is from RefSeq and is a predicted model, not a curated record. The coding region runs from base 1145 to 2185 and encodes 346 amino acids. Lineage: Eukaryota; Viridiplantae; Streptophyta; Magnoliopsida; Lamiales; Lamiaceae.
UGGGAAGUGUUGGUACAAGGACGACUAUUUGAGAUUUCGUGCAUAUUUACAAUCUAUCAUCUAUGUAAUAUAACAUUUGGGUUUCCACAAAACACAAUCAGAAGGGCGGCGAGUCUUCUGUGAACAGUCUUACAAAUGUAUCCAUACCCAGAUCCAAACACACCAAAACACCAACAAACUUAUGCAUAUACCACGAGAUAAGAGUUUGAGUCCAGGUCAGGAUACCAUCAUAGGGACCUUGACCCGUGAGACGAUCUCAUACAAGUUUUUAGGCAAUCCAGAAAUCCAAAUUAGUAAUACUUGCAUGUUGCAUUAACCCGUAACAUACAUCUCAAUAUCUCAGCUGAGGAAAUUGAUAAGUUAGACAGAGAUAUCAGGUUGCAUGACAUUACCCAAUUUUUUAGAGAAAAGAGCUAGUAAAUAGUAAAACAAAGAGCUUAACAAAAAUAUAUUGACCUUGAUGGCCAUGCCAAUUUCUCAAUGAGCACAAGCCCUUUACAUGGCCGUAGUGUAGAAAUAUCUACCACAAAUCCAACUACUUUUGGUAUGAGUAUCUAAUCAUCCUGUGUAGCCCUACCAACCACUGUGAUACGAUACAACUUCACAAUAAACUAAUUGGAAAAGGGAAUGCAACAAGCAAUUUCCCAUGGCCAAUCCUAUCACCCACAUGGCUAUCAUACCAUGGAUUUGUAUUUUGGUAAAUACAUAAUAUAAGUCAAAUCAUCAUGAUAUCAAAACAUAGUCACGCACAAAAAUUACUACUUAAAUGACAUUAUUAGUCGCCAUGUCACCAACUCUAAGAAAUCACAUAUGCCCGUGGAAAAUAUAGCAUCAUCAGCAUGUGGGUCUUGAGGCCCAUUUAUCAACUGAUACAAUGUUGACAGAGGAUAUCCAACCAUAGUCUUGGAAUCUUCCCAGUGUUCCCUCUCUUGCUGAAACCAACUUAGAUCCUUCUAGGAACUCGCUUUCCAUUUAAAACAAGAUGACGAAAAGGAACUCAAACUGUCCCUCUAUAAAACGUCUUCUAAGUAUCCUCUUUUAAAAGAAAGAUUCAUCUAUUCAAUAUCCACAGCCUUUUUUGAUCUUGAGUUACUGUUUUGAGAUAACCAUCUCUGAUCCAGCUUUGAUCACAGGAAAGCUCAAUAUGACGUUCCUAGGUUGGAUGCAUCGUAAGUUGACCCACAACAGCAUGGAGCCAAAGAAGAAUUCCAUAUUAGGAAACCCUUGUGCUUGUUUUUCAGUGCAGACAUUAUUUGAUGAGCAAAACUAUUGCACAGAACCAAACAAGAAUUUGUCUCACUCGGAAACCAAAUUUCACAAGUCUCCAAACAGGUUUGGAUCUGAUGAAUUCAAAGGGCUCUUCCAAGAGGAAUUGUUUGAGCCUUUUGAAUUUCUUGCAAUUGGCACCUUUGGCAUGGAACUACACGGUACAGACCCCCCAACCCCAACACUGCCAAUGCCUUCUGAUGAUUUGACUGAUUAUAGGAUAGAGAUAUCAGAAAAUGAUCUCCAGCUAAUAAACUAUGAGCUAGAGAAGUUUCUUGAGGCUGAGGAUAAAGAGUUAGCCAACGAGACAUCUGGACGGAGUAGUCAAGCAAGCAUUAUAACCCUCAGCAAGCCGAUGGAGGGAGAAGAUUCUGAUGGUCAGACCUACUUCCCAGAUUUUCCUCUCCAAAAUUAUCUCUUAGCCAAUUCAAUUGGAGUUGCGGAGACAAAUAAUGAGACAAGGAAAGAAAAGACAUCCCUUGAAGAUCUCUUUGGUAGGAAUAGUAUAGACCAGGAUCAACCACCAAGGGAAUCCAAAGGAGCAGAACAACACUCAAGGAAAAGAAAUGUCACUUGUUUCAUGAAAAAGGUGGUAAAGAAGUUCCAUUCUUCAUCGACCAGCUCAACAGCUACUGAUGAAGCUAUUGUAUCCAUCUCAGUGAAGAAAAAACUCUCCAAGGUUCUUAAAAUGCUGCAAAGGAAGGUUCACCCUGAAGAGAUGACUGAUAAACACAUUCCCCGUAAAGAUGUCUGUAAGAUCGAAGUAGAUGAAGGAAAUAAGAUGGUUGGUUCACCACCCAGCAAAAAAAGGGGAAACACUAAGAAACUAUCUUCAGAUGAUAUCUGCAAAGGUUCUUCACCAACCAAUGGAGGGCGCUGGAUCAAGACAGAUUCUGAUUACUUGGUACUGGAGCUGUAAGGGGCUGAAACACUAAAAGCAAGACAGGCAUCCUCGUUUAAUUAGACUGUCAUGUGUGGAAGGGCAUGUAUGUUUGUGACUUUAUCCAAUAGUGAAGUCAGAAUUGGAUAGGUUAUUAAGAAAUAAACUAGGAGUUUCUCCUAGCCAGUGUGAUCUACAGUGAAGUGCUAUGGUAGCGAAUGGUAAAGCUAUUUGAUUCUCGUUCUUCUUUACAAGUAAAACUCGGUUAUCGGAAAAGAUACAAUGUUUGUACUAAAAGCUAUUCUGUUCAAUGCAUUGAGUGCUUGUGUGAGAUUAUUACA